Molecule: messenger RNA, 13196 nt
Organism: Labrus mixtus (cuckoo wrasse)
Lineage: Eukaryota; Metazoa; Chordata; Actinopteri; Labriformes; Labridae
Gene: cacna1ab
Product: calcium channel, voltage-dependent, P/Q type, alpha 1A subunit, b
Exons: 46
Coding region: 9-6887 (2292 amino acids)
Biological process (GO): chemical synaptic transmission; calcium ion import across plasma membrane
Cellular component (GO): neuronal cell body; voltage-gated calcium channel complex; membrane
Molecular function (GO): high voltage-gated calcium channel activity
Source: RefSeq, a predicted model, not a curated record
UUGAAUGGAUGAUCCUCACCACCAUCAUUGCAAACUGCAUCGUCUUGGCUUUGGAGCAGCAUCUUCCAGAUGGAGACAAGACGCCUCUGUCUGAAAGACUGGAGGACACAGAGCCCUACUUCAUAGCCAUCUUCUGUUUCGAGUCAGGGAUAAAGAUCCUUGCUCUGGGUUUUGCGUUACAUAAGGGCUCCUACCUCAGGAAUGGCUGGAACGUCAUGGACUUUGUGGUAGUACUCACAGGUAUCCUGUCGUCACUUGGGUCUCAGUUUGACCUGAAGACACUACGAGCUGUCAGAGUGCUGCGACCACUGAAACUGGUGUCUGGGAUUCCCAGCCUGCAGGUGGUGCUCAAGUCCAUCAUGAAGGCUAUGAUCCCUCUGCUGCAGAUUGGCCUACUGUUGUUUGUGGCCAUCCUCAUGUUUGCCAUCAUCGGCCUUGAGUUCUACAUGGGAGAGUUCCACACAACUUGCUACGAUGAAUUCACACAUGACAUUGUGGACGAGAUACCGUGUGGAAUAGCAGAACCUUCUCGGUUGUGUCCGAACGGCACGGUGUGUAGGGGCGGCUGGCUUGGGCCAAACAACGGCAUCACCCAGUUCGACAACAUCCUGUUCGCCGUGCUCACCGUCUUCCAGUGCAUCACCAUGGAGGGAUGGACAGAUAUGCUCUACCAUAGCAACGAUGUGGAGGGCAGCGCCUGGAACUGGAUGUACUACAUCCCCCUCAUCAUCAUCGGCUCCUUCUUCAUGCUCAACCUGGUGCUGGGUGUACUCUCAGGUGAAUUUGCCAAAGAGAGGGAGCGAGUGGAGAACAGGAGUGAGUUCCUCAAGCUGAGGCGACAGCAGCAGAUUGAGAGAGAGCUCAACGGAUACCUGGAGUGGAUCUGCAAAGCAGAAGAAGUGAUUUUGGCUGAGGAUGACACCACAGGGAACUUUGAUGGUACAAGGCGAAGGCCAACCCUCAAAACCAAAAACAACAAGACGGAGCUGCUGAACCCUGAGGAGGGAGAGGACAACAUGGGGGAUGCAAUAGGUUUUGCACGUUCCAGCAUAAAGAGUGGUAAGGACGGAUCCCAUUGCAGUAAAAAGGAGCGGCGGAUGCGAUUCCUCAUCCGGAAAAUAGUGAAGACGCAGGCUUUCUAUUGGACGGUGCUCUGCCUGGUGGGCCUUAACACCAUGUGUGUGGCUGUGGUGCACUAUGACCAGCCAGAGCUGCUCUCUGAUUUCCUCUUCUAUGCAGAGUUUAUCUUCCUUGGUUUGUUCAUGUCUGAGAUGCUGAUCAAGAUGUAUGGUCUGGGCGUCCAGCCCUACUUCCACUCUUCAUUCAACCGCUUCGACUGUGUGGUCAUCGUGGGCAGUAUCUUCGAGGUGGUGUGGGCCCUCAUCAAACCAGGAACAUCAUUUGGGAUCAGUGUGUUACGAGCUCUGAGACUGCUCCGCAUCUUCAAAGUUACCAAAUACUGGGCUCCUCUUCGAAACCUGGUAGUUUCUCUGCUGAACUCCAUGAAGUCCAUCGUCAGUUUGCUCUUCCUCCUCUUCCUCUUCAUCGUGGUCUUUGCCUUGUUGGGGAUGCAGCUGUUUGGAGGACAAUUCAACUUUGAGGACGGGACACCGUCGACUAAUUUUGACACUUUUGCAGCAGCUAUCAUGACAGUGUUCCAGAUCCUGACAGGAGAGGACUGGAACGCGGUGAUGUAUGACGGCAUCAAGUCCCAGGGAGGAGUCAAUGACAAAGGGAUGAUCUUCUCCAUCUUCUUCAUCGUCCUCACACUAUUUGGCAACUACACACUGCUGAACGUCUUCUUGGCCAUCGCUGUCGACAAUCUGGCAAACGCUCAGGAGCUCACAAAGGACGAGGAAGAACAAGAGGAAGCAGCCAAUCAGAAAACAGCUAUGCAGAAGGCUAAAGAAGUGGCAGAAGUCAGCCCGCUCUCCGCAGCAAACCUGUCUAUUGCAGCUAAGGAGCAGCAGAAGAACCACAUCAAGGGCAACAUGUCGGUGUGGGAGCAGAGAACGAGUGAGAUCCGGCGGCAGAACCUGAUGACGAGCCGAGAGGCUCUCUACAACGAGCUGGAGCAGGAAGACUGGAAGGUCGAAGGGGAAGGAGACGAGGUACCAUAUCCACGGAAAGGACGUGGUGAUAUGAAGACCCACCUGGACAGGCCACUGGUGGUCAACCCGCAGGACAACCGCAACAACAACACCAACAAAACACAGCCAGGUGAGCUGCCUCUGGACCUGGAGUACCAGCGACAGGACAUUGACCACGACCGUCGAGCAGCCCACCACUACCACCACCACCGUCAUCACCACCAGAGAGCUGCUGGGACGGACGUUGGUGAAGGAGUCCAGGCGGAGACCCACAUGGAGCAUGGUUUAAGCUGCACGUCUUUAGGUAAUGUUGAGAGCCAGCAGGGGGAGGAGAGGCACAGCCAUAAGAGCCAUCGGGGCCACCGGCACAGAAACCGGGAAGGCCGGGAGACUCGCAGCGUGUCUCCUCACCAUCAGAGUGCAGAGGGAGAGUGGAAGCAUGAACACAGAAGGUCCAGGCAGCACCGCAGGGCAGCCAGGGAAGGGGAGGAGGGCAGGAGGCACAGAUCUAAGGGAACAGAGGGAGAAGGGGAGAAAGGCGAGGAAGGAGAAGGACGGAAGAUGAGACGGCAUCACCAAAGCAGCCAUGACAAGAGCAGAGGGCAUCGCAGCAGAAAGGAGCACCGCAGCACCUGUCCCAGCCUCUCCACCACGAGGCCCAUACAGCAGUACAAUGAGGACCUGGACAACUUCCGCAACAACAGCAAGCUGGCCAUCGCCUACGAGCACCCAUACACCCUCCCACCGGAUCACCCUGACCAUCCCGACCACGUCAACAACCUGCUUAACUGUCGUGACGCUGACACCCACACCCUGCUCCACAGCAUGGACAGCCUGAUCCUGACCAGCAUGGCCAAACCCGAGUACACUAAGAUAGACAUGCCGCCCGUCUACCCAUACCCCUCCACCAACGCCAUCCUGCAAGUAAACAAGAACGCCAACACUGACCAGAAGAAGAGCGAGGAGAAGAAAGAGGAGGAGGACGAGGGUGGAGAUGAAGACGGUCCCAAACCCAUGCCUCCUUACAGCUCCUGCUUUAUAAUGUCUACCACAAACCCGUUUCGAAAGUGCUGUCACUACAUCCUGACUCUGAAGUAUUUUGAGUUCAGCAUCUUGUCCGUCAUCGCUAUGAGCAGCAUAGCUCUCGCUGCAGAGGACCCUGUCUGGCCUGAAUCACCUCGAAACAAUGUGCUGCGGUAUUUUGACUACGUUUUCACAGGCGUCUUCACAUUUGAAAUGUUGAUCAAGAUGGUGGUGCUUGGCUUGUUCCUCCACCAGGGCUCCUACUUUCGCGACUUGUGGAACAUUCUGGACUUUAUAGUGGUUAGUGGUGCUCUGGUGGCCUUCGCCUUCACGGGGAGCAGCAAGGGAAAAGACAUUAGUACGAUCAAGUCCCUUCGUGUGCUGAGGGUGCUACGUCCUCUUAAGACCAUCAAACGACUCCCCAAAUUAAAGGCUGUGUUUGACUGUGUGGUCAACUCUCUGAAGAAUGUGCUGAACAUCUUGAUCGUGUACAUGCUCUUCAUGUUCAUCUUCGCUGUGGUGGCCGUGCAGCUCUUUAAGGGCAGAUUCUUCUACUGCACGGACGAAUCCAAAGAGUUUGAGCGCGACUGCAGGGGCGAGUAUUUGGAUUAUGAAAAGGAUGAGGUCAAAGCUCUGAAGCGGGAGUGGAAGAAGUACGAUUUUCACUACGACAACGUGGCUUGGGCCCUGCUCACCCUCUUCACUGUCUCCACUGGAGAGGGGUGGCCGCAGGUGUUAAAACACUCAGUGGACUCCACCUAUGAGAAUCAGGGCCCUAGCCCAGGUUACCGGAUGGAAAUGUCCAUCUUUUACGUGGUGUACUUCGUUGUCUUUCCCUUCUUCUUCGUAAACAUCUUUGUGGCGCUCAUCAUCAUCACCUUCCAGGAACAGGGGGAUAAAAUGAUGGAGGACUACAGCUUAGAAAAGAAUGAGAGGGCGUGUAUAGAUUUCGCCAUUAACGCCAGGCCUCUGACUCGCCAUAUGCCGAAGAAUAAACUUAGCUUCCAGUAUCGCAUGUGGCAGUUUGUGGUGUCCCCCCCCUUUGAGUACAGCAUCAUGGCUUUAAUCGCGCUCAACACCAUUGUCCUCAUGAUGAAGUUUAACGGUGCAUCAGAUACCUAUGAUGAAGUCUUGAAGAACCUUAACAUCGUGUUUACCACAUUCUUCCUCAUGGAAUCAAUCCUGAAGAUCAUCGCUUUCGGCCCUCUGAAUUACUUCAGAGAUGCCUGGAACAUUUUUGAUUUUGUGUCCGUCCUUGGAAGUAUCACUGACAUUUUAGUGACAGAACUAGGGAAUAACUUCAUCAACUUGAGCUUCCUGAGGCUGUUCAGAGCAGCUCGCCUCAUCAAGCUCCUGAGACAGGGAGAAACCAUCCGCAUCUUACUGUGGACCUUUGUCCAGUCCUUCAAGGCCCUGCCAUACGUGUGCCUGCUCAUUGCCAUGCUCUUUUUCAUCUAUGCCAUCAUCGGCAUGCAGUUGUUUGGGAAUCUGGCACUGGAUGAGGAGAGAAAGACUGCAAUCAACGAUCUCAACAACUUCAGAACCUUCAUCAUGGCCCUCAUGCUGCUGUUCAGGAGCGCUACUGGUGAGGCAUGGCAUGAUAUCAUGUUGGCCUGCCUGGGAGGUAAAAAAUGCGACCCAAUUACAGGAAACACGGAACCUGAAUGUGGCAGCACCUUCGCCUACACCUACUUUGUCUCCUUCAUCUUCCUCUGCUCUUUCCUGAUGCUGAAUCUGUUCGUGGCUGUCAUCAUGGACAACUUUGAGUACCUGACCAGAGACUCGUCGAUCCUGGGGCCGCAUCACCUGGAUGAGUAUGUAAGGAUAUGGGCCGAGUACGACCCUGCAGCCUGUGGGCGCAUACAUUAUAAGGAUAUGUACAGUUUAUUACGAGUUAUCUCCCCUCCCCUGGGCCUUGGCAAGAAAUGCCCACAUAGGGUGGCCUGCAAGAGGCUGCUGCGCAUGGAUCUACCGGUUGCCGAAGAUAACACGGUGCAUUUUAACUCUACCCUCAUGGCUCUGAUCAGGACAGCACUGGAUAUAAAGAUUGCCAAGGGCGGUGCAGACAAGCACCAGAUGGAUGCAGAGCUCAGAAAGGAGAUGAUGGCUAUUUGGCCGAACUUAUCGCAGAAGACACUGGACCUGCUGGUUACACCACACAAGGCAGCCACAGACUUGACAGUGGGCAAAAUCUACGCUGCCAUGAUGAUCAUGGAAUACUACCGCCAGAGCAAGACGAAAAAGAUGCAGGCCCUUCGAGAGGAACAGCGCAUGAAGCCAUCCUCUGAGGAAGGGGGCAUGGACGGCCAGGGGGGGCAAGGACUGAACGGCCUCCCCAGCACCCAGCCAGACAACCUCAACAGCAUACCUCCUGAGGGGGGCAUGACUGAGAGCCAGUCGUGGGUGACGGCAAAAGCCCAGGAAAUGUUCCAAAAGACGGGUAACUGGAGCCCAGAUAGACCCUACCCCGAAGAUCUCCAUGACAACCGUCACAAUCCGCAGACGGUAGAGAUGAGGGAGAUGGGGCGGGACGGGUACUCCGACACUGAGCCCUAUCACCCUAUGGAUGGGCAUGGGCGGACCCUCUCCAUGCCCCGCCUCUCGGCAGACAACCAAACCAUUACUGACACAAGUCCAAUGCAUCGCUCCACCUCCAGCCUGGUCCAUGGGCGCACAGGCCGGGGCGUGAGGCUGGACGACUACUCCCUGGAGAGAGUGGUGUCUGAAGAGGGUCGUCACGGAGGACGCAGGCACAGAGAUAGGAGUCAUCGUGCCUCGCAGCGCUCCCUGACCCGAUACACCGAUGCAGACACGGGCCUGGGCACAGACCUCAGCACUACUACGCAGUCAGGCGACCUUCCACCUAAGGAGCGCGAGCGGGACCGUGGCCGGACCAAGGAUCGUCAUCAUCACCAUCACCACCACCACCAUCACAGCUCUGUUGACAAGGAACGCUAUGGCCCAGACCGCCACGACUACUCCCAUAGGCAUCCCCAUGAUCGCCACUGGUCCAGGUCACCUAGUGAGGGGCCCGAUGGACGAGGACACAGACAGGGCAGUAGUUCGGUCAGCGGCAGCCCAGUCCCUUCGACCUCGGGGACCAGCACUCCGAGAAGAGGCCGUCGCCAGCUUCCCCAGACCCCUGCUGUCCCCCGUCCACAUGUCACCUACUCCCCUGCCGUCCGCAAACCAAGCUAUGGCCCCCCAGGGCCUGGUCGACUGCGCUCUCCCUCCCCCCGACACUUCUCCCCACCAGACCACGACAUAGGCUACCACCACAGACCUGCGUCGAGACAGGCUUCUCCACACCACGGGGGUUCCUCAUCCCGGCACGGUUCACCACGCUCUCCGAGGCACCAGUCACCCCUCCAUGGCUCGCCCAGAUCCCCCCACAGAGGCCGGUGGAGUGGGCCUCUGCCAGGAGACAGUAUGGAGGGUGAUGGGCCCUUCUAUGAACGCGACUAUGAGUAUGAGCGGCACCAUGAGCCCCCUGCCUAUGAGCAAAGCCUAUCCCAUGGGAACCCUCACUCACAUGGAGGAAAUCCUCACCCACACCCACGCUCGCCUAGGACUGCCCGCCACGGGCCCCCUCCACCCCCUCACCCACAUUCACGUAGGGUGCCUAAUGGCUACCGUUCAUCGUCACCUUCCCCACAUCGUAGGGGGCCACCUGGGGUGCCUCCCCAUCCGCACCACCGCCCUCCCCAUGCCCGAGGGCCCCGCAAGGGUCCGCAUGAACCUUACAGUGAGACAGACGAGGAUGACUGGUGCUAGCAACCACAGGGAGUAAGGGAUACGGGCAGGAGAAAAAGAGAAGAAUAGCAGCCUCUGGUGCUCUGGCCUUGGUCAUGUAGUCUUUAGUAAAGUGAAGUAGGGGGACAUUUUUUGGGGGGUAGAACACCCCUCUGACCCUCCAACUUCCCCCUUAAGACUCUUAAACAGAGGAGGGGCAAAGGGGAUGGGGGUGACGGUGCUGCAGAUUUUGCAGUUUGUGUGUAGGACUCAAAUUAGUGACGGAGCAGCACACGGAUAAAAUGACAAAAGACAAAUCCAAGACAACUAAAAGGCGCGGGCUGGGCCCAGUUUGACGCUCCCUCUCCAGGUCUCAAAACUACACGUCGCAGAAUACAAUGCUUGACCAGCAAGGACGGGCUGCAAGAGGAGGAAGAGAGAGGCGUGGGAACAGCAAAGCGAGGGAGUAGCAUGUAAAUGCCUAGGGAUUAUCACAGUUUACGAGGCCUAAAAGCACUUCUCCCAGACUGUUGUGUUGUGGGUUAGUAUUUUCAGAUGUUUACUGUCUGUAGCUGGCAAGUCUGCAAAUUUAAAAGCCUAAAAAUGAGCUGGAACAUGGAGUCCACUACUUUGACUCUGCUUGUUUGACUGAUGUGUUUAAAGAAAAAUAUAACAAAAGCCAGGAGCCCCCUACCCAUACAUGCCAAGCUAUGCCUCCAGAAAAUCAAACUUGAACAGUUAAGAACAACAAUGAAACUUUACAUGACAAACUAUGAAAAGAAAAAAAGGGAGAACAACCACUUUAUCUCUAACCUUUUUCCUUUCCAAGGGACAGAACCAGGAAGCUCCGCCUAUACUGCAAAAACCAGCCAUUCACAGCGCUGGCUGAUAUUUGAUGAGUUUUAUCAUCUCUGUUUACUGUUAAAGACUCACUCAAUGCUGACGGAACUGGUGUGACAUCACUUCCUGUCCGGUGUUGGUCGUGGUUGUAGUGGAAUGGGGCAGGGCACAGUGUUGUUUCACUUCCUGCUGAUUGCGCUAUGAACAGGGUGGGCUCAGGUAACUUGAGAAGGGAGUUGGGCACUUUGUCAAACUCCUUCCUUCUCUGUUUCUCCACUCGUCGCAAAACAAGGGAUGACCUGACAGGAAAUGACAUCACACAGGUUGAAUGUGGCGGAGGAGAGGAAAGGAGGGAUGGGGAAAAGACUAAUUUCUUCAGUAUUUCUUCUAUUGAUUACUUCUCCUUCUUGUUCUUCUUGGACAUUGGAGCUUGGUUCUUCUGUUGCAUUUGCUCAGCCUCCUUUGAUCUUUUUGAUCUUUGAGUCCAAAAUUUGAUGGAAACCUGCAUGAUUGAUUAAAUACAUACUAGAGAGGAAAUCUAACCAGUGUGGGUGGGACCUGGGGGCUUUAUAGAAAACUUUGAAUUUAGGUUUACAAAAGAAGUUCUCUUCUUUCAGACUCUCUCUCUCUCUUACAUCUCAAAUGGAAUUUUGGUUAACUUUUUACCUAAAAGAAGUUCUAACUUUCGGCUAUUUUGUCUGUUUUCUGCCAACACGGUUCAAAAGUUUCUAUAACUUGUUUAAAAAAAAAAAACCGAAGAACAGUGCAGGACCACAUUUAAGUUUCCUGUUGUUCUUGAGAAACACGAGGGAGAAUGAGUAAGGAGAGAGACAGACUUCUACCACACUUGAUUUAUUAUUUUUGAUGAUGAUAGUCUUAUGAAUAAUGAUAUCAAUGUCAAUGCAAAAUGACAAUGACAAUGAUGAUGAUGAAAAUGAUGAUUGAUGAUAUGUUGCUGUAGAUUUGUAGUCAUGUUAUUUGGGGUUUAAGUAUGCUAUGUCCAUUUUGUUUACAUGCAUUAUAUUUUGAUCUCCCUCCGUUCAAUGACGUUUACCGGGUUCCUGAUGCUUUCUUGCAACAUUUGGUGCAAUUGUGGCAUAGGAACAAUCGUUAGGGUUGCGUGUUGUAACGCAACUCUUAAGAUACACUCUCUAUUCAGAAGGUUGGAGGGCAGGGGAGCUUUGGUACUUGACUUGCAAGGAUUUAUGGGGUCAGUACUCUUGUCAGACCAACCCAAAGAUCAAGAAUUUAGGCUCAGAGGCAAGGGUAAACCAGAACAUUGAGAAGUGGAAGAGUUUUAUACUGCAGAGAUUUAAAUCAAGCCUGUUUUACAAAGGAUGAAUUCUUCCACUGGCAGCCAAAAAAUAACAAAUCUCAAUGUUUCCCUCUGUCAGGUUCUGUAGCUUUGUAGUGAGAUUGAUUCCUGACAGCACAGUAUUGGUGGUAUCGUGUUGGUGUCAGUAUUAUGUGGUGGUGUUCUCCUAUUUAACCCCUGGGGGGCAGUUAUCAACACACAUUAUUCUGCCUGCCUUUCCCCCUCGACAGGACAGCCUCGUGGCCACAUCCUGGUUUCUAGACCUGGAGUGAGAUCCCUGCUUAUAACUAUCUCUUACAUCAUUGGAAGAUACAUGAAGUCCAGUCCUAGUCAGGAAACUUGGAUGUAGCCUUGGAGAUGCCAUAUCUGUCCGAUUGUCAGUCCGUCCUUUGUUUGCCUGUCUGUGCCAAUGCUGACCCCAAGGCCCCCUCCAGCCCCCUCUCUCAGGUCUGGAUAACCAGAGAACAGUCACCAAAUCACCAAUCCAAUCAUUCAAGGUUGUAGCCAAACUGAAAUCUCCUCUGCCAACAGCCACUUCAGUAUCCACAGACCUCUCUUUCCUCAUCGAUCUUAAUUAUUUUCUGUCCAUUUGCUUUGACAUCUGUUAUUUCAGCUUGCAAGAGAGUAACACUAAAGGCAUUACAGGACAGAAACACUGAGGAAUAAUUAUUUCAUCCUUCUUUUUCUGAGGGACAAUUAUAGAAUAUUCAAUAACUCUAGGACAUGAAGAUAAAGUAUAGAUAAAUAUAGAUGAUAAACUACAUAUAAAUCUAGGUAUAAUACAGUAGAUUUAGUUAUAGAUAACAAAGUUUUUAAUAAUAAGAAUUUCAAAGAUUUAUUUAUUUAUUUUGCAUACCGCUCAUGACACAGUAGAUACUCUUGGAAACCUUGCACUGUUUUCUUCACAGUCGAUCAAGCCAGAAAAUGAACCCUUGCCCACGUGUUCUGACUAUGCAGACCUCAUAAGCGUCCUCAUAGUAUUCUUUCAGAGGAUUAACUGCAACGCUGUAAAAGGGAAUAAUAAUAUAGAAGCACUCUGAUUUAUGAAAAUGUGAAGAUUGGCACCACGUUUGCACACGUCUCAUGACAUCACACCCACGACAAAACCUUUUUCAUUCAAGUACUUCCAGCUGAUCCCCCCCCCCCCCUACACACACACACACACACACAUCUUUCUGUCCUGUCCUGAAAUGUUUUCCCUCCAGUCCUGCUGUUAAGCAUAGUGUAGUAAAGAUUUGGAAAGCAGGGGGGUUGUUUUGUUGGUUGUUAAUUUGUUCAACAGAAGUCGAGGGGCGCACACCCAAAACCCUUCUGCUCUCCCCUCCCCUCCCCUCAAGAGAGGCUAGGCAGGAACCCCUACAGAGCCACAGUGCCUUCUGUAUCAGUCAUAGUCAUCAGUACGCAAAUCUCCUCGCCUCUAGCCGCUCCCGCCUAUCGCCCCCCCCCCCCCAUGUACACUCUGUAGUUGUUGUGAUCAACCAAACUACGCCUUAAAAGUCAAGUCUAACUGCCUCUCAUGUUAACAUAGAAAUAUUGCGAGCAGUAAUUUGAGGACUGGGCCCUGUGAGGCAACAGCAAUGAGGCUAGCCUUGAUGUACAAGAUUCCUUAUCAAAUCUGGGCUUAGAUUAUUCAAAAUCCCUUUCAAACAAAAAGAUUGUUGUGUUAACCAAAAAUAAAGAACCAAGUCAGAGAGAAUAUUAAUUGUUGAUACUAUUGAUGUUGCUAACAAGCUAGGCCUCUUGGCUUUCCCCCCUGUUAUACCAAUUCUUCACAAAAAGCGAUGCGAAAGAGCUAGCAAAAAACCUGAUGAUUUCAGGUCUUCUCAAUGAGAAUGUCCUUGACUGCACCACUUGUCAGUGAACAGUCCAGCUGAAGUUUUGCCUGUUUGGCACUCCAUCCACCAAAGUUUGAGCACUCGCUGUAUGUUAUUAAGUAGUGUUAGCUUUUGCAUAUUGUGUCCAUCCAAGACAUGUCGUGGGUAACGUUUCAGAAGGUGUAGUAUGAGGUUUACAGAGGUGCAAAGCAGUUUGCUUACUUCUCAGGUCCAACUAGAGUUAGGUAGCUAGCUAGUUAGCAAAUGUAGAAAAGAAUCAGCUAUAAAAAAAAAAGCAGGUCACACAUUGAGUUAUUGUAUGGUUUUACCUGGCAUGGGGUCAGACAAUAUGUUGACCCCACCCAGACUCCCUCCUGUCACUAACUCAUAUUACACACUCUGACCCCUCCACUUCCCCAUCAGCAGCCUGCAGACACACCAGCACUUGACGAGGUCAAGUGUGUUGACUGGCAGGAAAAACCCACCUCCAUUUUGGCUCCACAACACCACUUGCUUGUCCAGAAUUGUAACAGCAGAUCCAAACAAUGCACAACAAUGCCCUUGUGUGAAAUCAAGUUGUGUUUUUCGCUUUUCCGAGAACACUACCAUUGGGGAGUAGGAGUGGAUACAAUUCUUUCUUUAUCUUAAUAUUUGUUUGGCAGGGUUUUUUUAAUGGGGUUUAGGGGUGUUGCAAGAUUUAUUCUGUCAUGGCUUCUCUCCAAAUCUGCUUUCUGUAUGUUUACCCAUCAGUCUAAACCUCUAACUAAUCUGGGUUUCUUUGAAUUUCCCUCUAUGUUAUGGGGUAAAAGAAAAAUUAACAAGACAAACCAACCCAUCCACUCAGUCGGCUGUGAAAUUGUGUCAGUGGGUCAGUCUUGAGGCAAUGUGUCGACAAAAACACUAUUAAGGGCUCUCUUUAAAAAAAAAAGUACACAGUGGGUUUUAAUGUACAGUUGUGCUGCCAAAAGUUGUGCUUAUGUAGCUGAAGCCACGCCGUGGUCUCCCCUUUGUACAGCACUAGAUGUGUGCAUGCGUGUGUGUAGGGAGUUGAGAGCAAGGCAGGGAUGGAGGGAGGGAAAGGCGGGUGGGUCAAAAAGCAAUGAGAGAGGUUUUGAUAAUUAGAAUGUUCGUUUAUGGGAUGGACGGGGGGGGGGGGGGGGGGAGGGGGAUUGUGGGAGGGAGUGCAGCAGCAGAGGUUGUAGUGAUUUAAACACACAAUUUCACAAUGGCACUGGACCACUUUUCAGGCUCAUCCUCAUGCUCAGAAGACAUUUCAUCAUUGUCACUCGAUCCACACAUCACAUGGUCACACUUUGAGGGGGGCUGCAACAGGAGAACACUACUGCUUAUGUUGUGUGUUUGUGUGUGUCUGGUAGUUUGUCAGUGUACAUGUUUGCAAGUGUUCUGAGGUCUGAAUGAGCAUAUUUAGGGCUAUAGCUGAAUAUUUUAACCAUUGAUUAAUCUGGCAAAUUAUUUUUUUAUGUUUAAACACUUAGUCAUGUUGUUAAUAAAAUAUCCAAAUAGUUUUUAAUAAAAGCCAAUAUUUGUACACUUCAUACAUUUCCAGUUGUUUUUGGACUUCGCUGGAAUACACCCAUUUAUAAUUUAAAAAUAAGGCUUUCUCUUAAUUCUAAAUCCUUUUCUUUUUUUACCAAAAGGGGAUUUAAGUUCCCGAAAGGCUCAAUAUACAUUGUACAUCUUGUAGUUUGAAAUAAGAAAAAUAGCAAACCUGACAAAUAACCAAUUAUAUCAAGUUGUAAAUUAUAAAUUACAAUGGAGGGAGAAGUUACUGUUAGUACCAAUUGCAAAUUAUACAGAGAAAGGUCACAAAAUAGAUAGUAAACAAUUAAAGAGUUUUGUUUUUUAGCACAUAAUCAAACAGACAAAGACAUCAUCCUAGAACCAACAAAUUAUUAUUUUAAUCAAUACAUUAAAAAGGAUUUGUUUUAAAUAUUUAUUUACAAUCCCAUUUAUAAACAUUUUGGUUUGUGUGUGUGUGUGUGUGUGUGUGUGUGUGUCUGUGUUCUUUAUAUGCGUCUGUGUUCGUAUGUGCAAGUGUCCUGACACCAUCAGCUACAGUAGGUAACCCGCAGUGCCUUAAACUGUACAGGACACAACAAUUUCUCCCUCUGAGAUGGUCCCAGUGCACGUAAUCAAGAUUUUCAUGUCCUCAUCCCCAUCUUCAUCCCCUUCCCUCCCUCACUCACUCACUCCUUAUCUCCUUCUGGGAUCAUUCAAAAAAGCCUGGAUGGGUGAGGUAUUUUUUUAGAGGGUGGGAUAGAAAAUUCUCUCAUUUCUCACACCCAUUAUCUUCCUUGCGUCUGUUGUAUAUUUUGACUGUAAUUCCUGUGUAUAUAAUCCAUAAACUUUCUGAAAAACUCA